Molecule: messenger RNA, 828 nt
Organism: Puccinia triticina
Lineage: Eukaryota; Fungi; Basidiomycota; Pucciniomycetes; Pucciniales; Pucciniaceae
Exons: 3
Coding region: 1-828 (275 amino acids)
Biological process (GO): mitotic DNA damage checkpoint signaling; mitotic DNA replication checkpoint signaling; nuclear DNA replication
Cellular component (GO): nucleus; spliceosomal complex
Molecular function (GO): nucleic acid binding; zinc ion binding
Source: RefSeq, a predicted model, not a curated record
AUGUCAUCGAAGUCACUGAGAUCGUUGAUGAAAGACCGACAGUUAGCAAAGAGGAUCGAGCACCAAUUCGCCAAGUAUGAUACCAUGGGUCGACUAACUUGCACGAUUUGUAAUGGCUUGACUGUGAAAAGUGAAGCGCUUUGGCCAUCCCAUCUCACAUCCAAACCCCAUCGACUCAACUACCAAAACCAUCAGAAUCACCUCAACAGCCGUGCUGAAACAAACGGAUCAUCAAUUACCACACUUGCGAAACGGAAAACAGACGAGAUGUCGCAAGAUGACCCAGUUGAUGGCCCCACCUUCCAAGAAAAGAAAGUCAGAUUCGACGGGCCUUCGUCUCGAGAAGACACGCGCGAAAGUUCGAAUACCCAGCCGCCCGAGUCAUCACUGCCUGCCGAUUUUUUUGAUGAUCCUUCCCAGGCACCAACGAAAGUCGGCAUUCAAGCAGAAGAAGAAGAAGAUCUGGAAUGGAAAGCGUUUGAGGCCGCUCUUCAGGAGGAAGCCGGAACAAAAAACAGUCCAGCGAAUCUCUUCGCACAAGCUUCUGUAAUCGCCGAGCCAGUCCUAUACGAAUCGGAAAAACCUUCUGAGACACGCAUCUCCCAGGAUCCGGAGUUAGAAGAUAGCGAAAUGAUUGAAGGGGAACAAGAGCAGGAGGAAGACCCGAUCGAGAAAAAGAUCAGGGAAGAAAAAGAAGAGAUUAUGGAUCGCAUCCAAAAUGAAGAGAGAGAACAGCUGGAAGCCGAUCAACGAGUGCUGAGGAUGAAAGCUCGGGUCAACGCAUUCCGAGCCAGUCGGAAAAGGACUCCAAGGAAUCUCACUACUUAG